UGCGCCUAUCAACACUAACACAAGAAGCUCGCUAGAGUUAAGAUGGCGGCAUGUGGGUGAGGAGGCAGGGAUCCAAACUCUUGGGUUUUCUUUCGCAAUCAAAAGACUCCUAUGAACGCCCACACCUACAAAAUCUGAAGGGAUAACAGUUUCCACACCUUUAACGCAUCCGUGUGGGAUUUCGGACUGACUCCAUGACAUCUAUUCACUUCGUUGUUCACCCGUUGCCCGGGACCGAGGAUCAGCUCAAUGACAGGCUCCGUGAAGUCUCGGAGAAACUCAACAAAUACAGCUACAACAGUCAUCCGCAUCUUAGUCUGCUGGAGCAGGCCACCUUAAAGCAGUGCGUUGUUGGUCCUAACCAUGCUGGAUUUCUCCUUGAGGACGGACGAGUGUGCAGAAUCAGCUUCGCUGUUCAGCCCGAUCGCCUGGAGCUCAGCAAACCGGAUGGCAGCGAUGGUUCAAAGUUGAGCAGUGGUUCAGGGACAGGAAGGAGCUCCAGACCAGGCAGGACCAGUGAUCCACCCUGGUUCCUGUCUGGUUCUGACACACUGGGCAGACUGGCAGGCAACACCCUUGGGAGCCGCUGGAGUUCCGGGGUUAAUGGAGGCAGUGGAGGAGGUGGAAGCGGAGGAGGAGCCGGAGGCGGCGGCGCAGGAGGCGGCAGCAGCGGCGGAGGAGGAGGAGGAAGCGGAGGCAGUGGUGGCGGAGGCGGGGGUACGUCUGGCAGGUCGUCAACGGCGGCUCGCGACUCCCGGCGCCAGACUAGAGUUAUCCGAACAGGAAGGGACCGUGGCUCUGGGCUUCUGGGUAGCCAGCCACAACCAGUCAUACCAGCAUCUGUCAUUCCAGAGGAGCUAAUUACGCAGGCCCAGGUAGUCCUACAGGGGAAAUCCAGGAGUGUUAUCAUCAGAGAACUCCAGAGGACUAACCUAGACGUCAACCUCGCUGUCAACAACCUGCUGAGCCGUGAUGAUGAAGAUGGAGAUGACGGCGAUGACACGGCGAGCGAGUCCUACCUCCCAGGAGAAGACUUGAUGUCCCUGUUGGAUGCGGACAUCCACUCAGCUCAUCCCAGCGUCAUUAUUGAUGCCGACGCCAUGUUCUCUGAGGACAUCAGCUACUUUGGCUACCCGUCUUUUCGGCGCUCCUCUCUGUCACGGCUCGGAUCUUCCAGAGUUCUCCUUCUUCCCCUAGAGCGUGACUCAGAGCUGUUGCGCGAGCGCGAGUCUGUAUUGAGGUUACGCGAGCGCCGGUGGCUCGACGGGGCUUCGUUCGACACGGAACGAGGUUCGACCAGCCGCGAGGGCGAGCCCAGCCUCGACAAGAAGAGCAUCCCUGUCCAAAGCCCCGUGUCUCUGGGGGAGGAGCUGCAGUGGUGGCCCGACAAGGACGGAGUGAAGUUUGUGAGCAUUGGAGCCUUGUUCUCAGAGCUGGUCGCCGUGAGUUCCAAAGGAGAGCUUUAUCAGUGGAAAUGGAGCGAGCCUGAACCAUACAGGAACGCACAGAAUCCUUCCAUUCAUCACCCUCGCGUUUCCUUCCUGGGCUUGGCUAAUGAGAAGAUCACAUUACUGUCUGCUAACAGCAUCAGAGCCACUGUAGCAACAGAGAGCAACAAGGUGGCCACCUGGGUGGAUGAUACGCUAAGCACCGUGGCCUCUAAGCUGGAGCACAGCGCCCAGGCUUUCCCUGAGCUGCAGGGGGAACGCAUGGUGUCGCUGCACUGCUGUGCACUUUACACAUGUGCUCAGCUGGAGAACAGCCUCUACUGGUGGGGCGUUGUGCCUUUUAGUCAAAGAAAGAAGAUGCUUGAGAAGGCAAGAGCUAAGAACAAAAAGCCAAAGUCUAGUGCUGGCAUCUCCUCCAUCCCCAACAUCACUGUGGGAACACAGGUGUGUUUGAGGAAUAACCCCCUCUACCAUGCCGGUGCAGUGGCCUUUUCUGUCAGUGCCGGAAUCCCUAAAGUGGGCGUCUUGUUGGAGUCUGUUUGGAACAUGAACGACAGCUGCAGGUUCCAGCUGCGCUCGCCGGAGAGCCUGAAAAACUUGGAGAAGACUACAAAGACCCAGGAAAUCAAGAUGGAAAGUAAGCCUGAGCUGGUGAAGACUGAGAUGGGUCCUCCUCCAUCCCCUGCAUCCACCUGUAGUGAUACCUCUUCCAUUGCUAGCAGUGCCUCACUGCCCUACAAGCGCAGACGUUCAACCCCAGCUCCAAAAGAGGAAGAAAAAGUGAACGAAGAACAGUGGCCUCUCAGGGAGGUGGUCUUUGUGGAAGAUGUUAAAAAUGUUCCUGUUGGAAAGGUGUUGAAGGUGGACGGCGCCUACGUGGCUGUGAAGUUUCCUGGAACAUCGAGUAGCAUGACGAACCAAAGUGCUGCUCCUCCUCCGGACUCCGAUCCGUCCUCACUGUUACAGGACUGUAGGCUCCUCAGAAUAGAUGAGCUGCAGGUGGUCAAAACUGGUGGGACUCCAAAAGUUCCCGAUUGCUUCCAGCGAACUCCCAAGAAGCUCUGUAUCCCAGAGAAGGCUGAAAUUCUGGCUGUGAAUGUUGACUCCAAAGGAGUCCAUGCAGUUCUAAAGACCGGUAACUGGGUAAGGUACUGUAUCUUUGACCUGGCCACAGGCAAAGCUGAGCAGGAGAAUAACUUUCCUACAAGCAACCUGGCCUUUCUGGGGCAGAAUGAGAGCAAUGUGGCGAUUUUUACUGCCGGGCAGGAGUCUCCCAUCAUCCUUCGGGAUGGGAAUGGCACACUCUACCCUAUGGCUAAAGACUGCAUGGGUGGAAUCCGGGAUCCUGAUUGGUUGGACCUGCCUCCCAUAAACAGCCUGGGGAUGGGGGUUCACUCUCUGGUCAAUCUGCCGUCUAACUCCACCAUUAAAAAGAAAGCUGCUAUAAUUAUUAUGGCUGUUGAGAAACAGACGCUGAUGCAGCAUGUCCUGCGCUGCGACUACGAGGCUUGUCGGCAGUACCUGAUGAACCUGGAGCAGGCCUUCCUUCUGGAUCAGGGCAGCCAGAGCCUCGGAGCACUUCUGGGUCAUCGAUGUGACGGAAACCGUAACAUCCUCCAUGCUGCUGUUUCCGUCUGCUUCCCCGUUAGCAACAAAGAGACCAAAGAGGAGGAAGUUUUUUGCUUUUCAGAAGCUGAAAGGUCAGAGCGAAACACGUUUGCAGAGCGUCUUUCUGCUGUAGAAGCAAUCGCCAACGCCAUUUCUGUGGUGUCCAGCAACAGCUCUGGAAACCGGACCGGCUCCUCCAGUAGCAGAGGGCUUCGAUUAAGGGAGAUGAUGCGGAGGUCUCUCAGAGCGGCCGGUCUGGGCCGCCAUGAAUCUGGUCCAACAUCCAGUGACCAUCAGGAUCCUGUCUCCCCACCCAUUGCCCCGCCCAGUUGGGUCCCAGACCCUCCACCAAUGGACCCUGAUGGUGACAUUGAUUUCAUCCUAGCACCAGCAGUUGGUUCACUCACCACAGCAUCCUCUGGUUCUAACCAGGGCCCCAGCACUUCCACCAUACCAGGGCCGUCAACCGAGACAUCUGCAGUGGAGUCUAAGGACAGGAAGGCCAAUGCUCACCUUAUUCUAAAGCUGAUGUGUGAUAGUGUUGUUCUCAGGCCACACCUAUGGGACCUCCUCUCUGCAAAGGAUGCCAGAGGAAUGACACCUUUCAUGCUGGCUGUCAGCGGAAGAGCCUACCCUGCUGCCAUUACUGUGCUGGAAGCAGCUCAGAAAAUAGCCAAGAUGGGUGACACAGGCAUGGGGGAGAAAGAGGACGCAGAUUCUAUGUUCAUGGAAAUGAUUUGCCCGUCUGGAACCAACCCAGAUGAUUCUCCACUCUAUGUCCUCUGCUGCAAUGACACCUGCAGUUUCACCUGGACUGGAGCUGAGCACAUUAACCAGGACAUAUUUGAGUGUCGAACUUGUGGCCUACUUGAUUCGCUCUGCUGCUGCACCGAGUGUGCAAGGGUGUGCCACAAAGGACACGACUGCAAGUUGAAAAGGACUUCUCCUACAGCUUACUGUGAUUGCUGGGAGAAAUGCAAAUGCAAAACACUAAUAGCUGGCCAGAAGGCUGCUCGCCUUGAUUUGCUUUACAGACUUCUAACAACAACAAACCUGGUCACUACACCAAACAGCAGAGGCGAGCAUAUAUUACUGUUCCUGGUUCAAACUGUUGCCAGGCAGAGUGUCGAGCACUGUCAGUACAGGCCACCGCGCAUCAGAGAAGACAGGAACCGUAAAGCUCCAAAUGCAGAAGACUCUGAUAUGCCAGACCAUGACCUGGAACCUCCCCGCUUUGCUCAGCUGGCUCUGGAGAGGGUCCUACAGGACUGGAAUGCCCUCAAAUCUAUGAUUAUGUUCGGUUCUCAGGAAAACAAAGACCCUCUCAGUGCCAGCAGCAGAAUCGCCCACCUCCUGCCUGAAGAACAGGUGUACUUGAACCAGCAGAGUGGCACCAUCCGCCUCGACUGUUUCACCCACUGCCUCAUUGUGAAGUGUGCUCCUGACAUCACCUUCAUAGACACGCUACUGGGAACUCUGGUGAAGGAGCUGCAGAACAAGUAUACACCGGGCAGGAGAGAGGAGGCGGUAGCUGUUACUAGAAGGUUUCUGCGCUCUGUUGCUCGGGUGUUUGUCAUCCUCAGCGUAGAGAUGGCUUCCUCGAAAAAGAAAAACAACUUCAUCCCGCAGCCCAUCGGGAAAUGCCGGCGUGUUUUCCAGGCUCUGCUUCCCUAUGCUGUGGAGGAGCUGUGCAACGUCGCAGAGUCGCUGAUCGUCCCGGUGAGGAUGGGGAUAGCCAGGCCUACGGCUCCUUUUACUCUGGCCAGCACCAGCAUAGAUGCAGUACAGGGCAGCGAGGAGCUUUUCUCCGUGGAGCCGCUUCCUCCGAGACCUUCGCCGGACCAAUCCAGCAGCUCCAUCCAAACAGUUGCUUCUUAUAUCAUUAGGAACCCUCAGCCCAGACGGAGCAGCCAGUCUCAGCCCGUCAGAGGAAGAGACGAGGAGCAGGAUGACAUCGUGUCAGCAGAUGUAGAAGAGGUUGAAGUUGUGGAAGGAGUUGCUGGGGAGGAAGACCAUCAUGAUGACCAGGAGGAGCAGGGUGAGGAAAAUGCUGAAACUGAAGGUCAGCAUGAUGAGCAUGAUGAAGAUGGAAGCGACAUGGAGCUGGACCUGCUGGCAGCCGCUGAGACGGAGAGCGACAGCGAAAGUAACCACAGCAAUCAGGACAACGCCAGCGGCCGCAGGAGCGUCGUCACGGCAGCGACUGCCGGCUCUGAAGCAGGCAGUAGGGUCUCCUUGGCCUUUCCUAUUUUUGGUGCCAGCAGUGUCCCUGCCUUCUUUUCAGAGGACGACUCCCAAUCCAACGACUCCAGUGACUCGGACAGCAGCAGCAGCCAGAGUGACGACGUCGAGCAGGAGACUUUCCUCUUGGACGAGCCGCUGGAGAGGACGACGAGCGCCUCGCACGCCAACACGGCAGCCCAGGCUCCUCGCUCCAUGCAGUGGGCUGUUAGGAACACUCCAAGCCAAAGAGCCAGCGGAAGCGGCCCUUCAAGCUCCUCAACACCAGCUGCGAGCUCAACCGGCUUGAUUUACAUCGACCCUACAAACCUGCGGCGCUCCAGCGCCAUCAGCUCCAGCGCCGCAGCGGCCGCCGCAGCACUCGAAGCCAGCAACACCAGUAGCUACCUGACGUCAGCCAGCAGCCUGGCCCGAGCCUACAGCAUCGUCAUCAGGCAGAUAUCAGACCUGAUGAGUCUGAUUCCGAAGUAUAAUCACCUCGUCUACUCGCAGUAUCCCGCUGCCGUCAAACUCUCCUACCAAGACGCAGUCAACCUGCAGAAUUACGUUGAAGAGAAGCUGAUCCCCACUUGGAACUGGAUGGUUUCCAUCAUGGAUUCCACCGAGGCUCAGCUGCGGUACGGCUCGGCUCUGUCGUCUGCCGGAGACCCCGGCCACCCCAGUCACCCUCUGCAUGCCUCACAGAACUCCGCUCGCCGCGAACGCAUGACCGCCCGGGAGGAGGCCAGCCUCCGUACUCUGGAAGGACGGAGGAGAGCAGCAACACUGCUGACCGCUCGUCAGGGCAUGAUGUCCGCCCGGGGAGACUUCCUGAACUACGCCUUGUCUCUUAUGCGCUCGCACAAUGACGAGCACUCUGAUGUGCUUCCUGUUCUGGAUGUUUGCUCGCUGAAACAUGUGGCCUACGUGUUUCAGGCUCUGAUUUACUGGAUAAAGGCCAUGAAUCAGCAGACCACCUUGGACACUCCGCAGAUGGACAGGAAAAGGAAUCGAGAGAUUCUGGAGCUCGGUUUGGACAACGAGGAUUCUGAGCAUGAGAACGACGAGGACACCAAUCAGAGUUCGACUCUGCAGGACAAGGAUGAGGAUUCGGUUCCUACGGAAACGGGUCAGAAUCACCCCUUCUUCCGCCGCUCUGACUCCAUGACCUUCUUGGGAUGCAUCCCACCCAACCCCUUCGACGUCCCUCUAGCGGAGGCCAUCCCUUUGGCCGACCAGCCCCACCUUCUGCAGCCAAAUGCAAGAAAGGAGGAUCUCUUUGGGCGUCCCUCUCAGGGCUUGUACUCUUCGUCUUUCAUGACAACCAAAGGCCUGGCUGAGACGAGCACGGAUAGGAACUGCUUGGAGAUCCUGCCAACUAAGAUGUCGUACACCGCCAACCUAAAGAACGUCAUGAGUAUGGAAGGAGGCCAGCAGAGCUCUGAGAACCAGAUCAUGGGGGAGCAGGAGAUGGAAACCUCCAAACCAGGCCCUUCACCACAUGACCUGGCUGCCCAGCUGAAGAGCAGCCUGCUGGCUGAGAUCGGCCUCACAGAGAGCGACGGUCCUCCUCUUCCAUCCUUCAGACCUCAGUGCAGUUUUAUGGGGAUGAUGAUUUCACACGACAUGCUGCUCGGCCGCUGGCGCCUCUCACUUGAGCUCUUUGGUCGUGUCUUCAUGGAGGAUGUAGGAGCUGAGCCUGGAUCGAUUCUCACAGAGCUUGGCGGCUUCGAGGUCAAGGAAUCCAAGUUCAGACGGGAGAUGGAGAAGCUGAGAAACCUUCAGUCUCGAGACCUGGCCCUGGAGGUGGACCGUGACAGAGACCAGCUAAUACAGCAGACCAUGCGUCAGCUGAACGCCCACUUCGGCAGGCGGUGCACGACCACACCCAUGGCUGUGCACCGAGUGAAGGUCACCUUCAAAGACGAGCCAGGAGAGGGCAGCGGCGUGGCUCGCAGCUUCUACACGGCCAUCGCUCUGGCCCUGCUCUCCAACGAUAAGCUGCCCAACCUGGACUGCGUUCAGAGUGUCAGCAAGGGCAUGCAGGCCAGCAGUACGUGUCAUCACGAUUACAAUUCAAAUCUGAUGCAACGUUUGAGAAACAGAGACAGAGAAAGGGAGCGGAGAAGUGGAGGACUUCGAGCGGGAUCUCGGAGAGACCGAGACAGGGAUUCUAGAAGGCAGCUCUCUAUAGAUACCAGGCCAUUCAGGCCUUCCUCUGAGGGUAACCCCAGCGACGAGCCCGACCCUCUGCCUGCACACAGACAGGCUCUUGGAGAGCGCCUUUACCCACGAGUUCAUGCAAUGCAGCCGGCAUUUGCCAGUAAAAUCACGGGGAUGUUGCUGGAGCUGUCUCCUGCUCAGCUGCUGCUGCUCCUGGCCAGCGAGGAUUCCCUGCGAGCCAGGGUGGAGGAAGCCAUGGAGCUUCUCAUCGCACACGGAAGGGAAAAUGGAGCAGACAGCAUCCUGGAUCUGGGUCUCCCUGAAGCUUCUGAAAAGGCACAGCAGCAGGAUAACCGUAAGCGGCAUGGUUCAACACGCAGCGUCGUCGACAUGGAGUUGGACGACCCAGACGACGGCGAUGACAACGCUCCUCUUUUCUACCAACCCGGCAAGCGAGGCUUCUACUCCCCUCGACCGGGUAAAAACACAGAAGCCAGGCUGAACUGUUUCAGGAAUAUCGGGAGAAUAUUGGGGCUCUGCUUGCUGCAGAACGAACUCUGUCCGAUCACACUGACGAGACACGUCAUCAAAGUGUUGCUUGGCAGAAAGGUGAACUGGCAUGACUUUGCCUUCUUUGACCCGGUCAUGUACGAGAGCUUGAGGCAGCUGAUCCGCCACUCGCAGACGGGUGAAGCAGACGCCGUGUUUGCCGCCAUGGAUCUGGCCUUCGCUAUUGACCUGUGCAAGGAGGAAGGAGCUGGACAGGUCGAGCUUCUGUCUGGUGGCGUCAACAUGCCAGUGACUCCGCACAACGUCUACGAGUAUGUGAGGAAAUACGCGGAGCACCGGAUGCUGGUGGUGGCUGAGCAGCCUCUCCAUGCGAUGAGAAAAGGCUUGCUGGAUGUUCUUCCUAAAAACGCCCUGGAGGACCUGACGGCCGAAGACUUCAGGCUGCUGGUUAACGGCUGUGGAGAAGUCAACGUUCAGAUGCUGAUCAGCUUCACUUCUUUCAACGAUGAAUCAGGGGAAAACGCAGAUAAACUUCUCCAGUUUAAACGAUGGUUUUGGUCCAUAGUAGAAAAGAUGAGCAUGACCGAGAGGCAGGAUCUGGUGUACUUCUGGACGUCCAGCCCCUCUCUGCCUGCCAGCGAAGAGGGCUUCCAGCCAAUGCCCUCCAUCACCAUCAGGCCUCCAGAUGACCAGCACCUCCCCACAGCCAAUACCUGCAUCUCGCGUCUCUACGUGCCACUCUACUCCUCAAAACAGAUCCUUAAACAGAAACUCCUGCUAGCCAUUAAGACCAAGAACUUUGGUUUUGUGUAGAGUUUCAAGUUAAAGUGUUGGAAUAAAAAGGAAGGUUUACUGUUUAAUAUUUACCUAGUUCCAUUUUUGUAGAUUCAUUUUUUUGUCCAGUUUUAAGAGAUGAACAUAUGGUCUCUGUCUCCCCAUGAGUUAAUAUUUGUUUGUGUUGUGAACACAAACUGCAUCUUUUUAUUUUGAUUUUUAUAGUUUUCUGUUUUUCUUUUGUGGUAAUGAAGAGGUCCAUAACAUUCCUGCAAUGGCAUUGUAAAAUGUAAAGCCCACCGCUCUGUUCUAUUGGCUUAAACCUCUGCUUCCCAUGAACUGGGUUUGCCAGGAAGCUGUCAGCCGAAGAUCCUAGCCAAAGAUGACAGCAGUAGACUUAUUAUUAAAAGACAAACAUACGCACUGUGGUUACCAUUAUUUUUUCCUUCCCUGUGAAAGUACUAUCUCUGACAGAUCACUGCUGCCUUUGAGGAAAGUUUUUUUUUCUUGUACAGGGGGAGUAGGGAAUUUCAAAAUAAACUUGGAUGUAAAUAA
Messenger RNA from Cyprinodon tularosa, 9278 nucleotides. RefSeq names its product ubiquitin protein ligase E3 component n-recognin 5 (gene ubr5). The record is from RefSeq and is a predicted model, not a curated record. The transcript has 59 exons. Bases 195 to 8762 code for a protein of 2855 amino acids. Gene Ontology annotation, cellular component: nucleus. Lineage: Eukaryota; Metazoa; Chordata; Actinopteri; Cyprinodontiformes; Cyprinodontidae. Gene Ontology annotation, molecular function: RNA binding; zinc ion binding; ubiquitin-protein transferase activity. Gene Ontology annotation, biological process: protein polyubiquitination; DNA damage response; regulation of double-strand break repair.